GUUGCUGGUUGGUGCGUUGAAGCCGCUGAAUUGGAGACAGGAGUCCUGAGGGCUUCGAAUUGAAGCUCGUCACGACCCGCACUCCCUUCCGAGCCAUCCUCCGCGCCUGGAAGAUCCAGGAAGAGCAGUUACCGCUUCCACCACUCUAAGCAUGGCGGCUCUGGCGCCGAGCUCUCCCUCAGCGCGCACUUUUCCCGCGCUCGGUGGCGGGUUGCCGCGCGUCAUCGCGCUGAGCCGGGCCGCGAGCGGCGCGGGUUGGUGACGUCGCGAUUGGCCGGCUGAGCGCGGAGCUGAGGUGGCGGUGGCGAGUUCGGGACCCGGCGGUGGCCGCGGCCGUCAGGUUGAAACUGCGAGACUUAGUCUUAAACCUGCAGCAAUGGGUAGAACGUACUUGGUUGAGGAAGCUAUUGGGCAGUAUCUUUCAGACCUCACCACAAAAUUGAAGCCUUAUGUCACUGGCCUGUUAAUAGGGCAGUGCUCCCCACAAAGAGACUAUGUGAUCCGGGCUGUUCGAACGCCUCCAAAGGAAGAGCAGAAGGAGGAUAACGUCAGUCCCGCAAAGCUGGCGUCCCUUGAUGAAGAGUGGAUAACGACACAUGCCAGUCAGGUUUCUAGAAUGCUUCCUGGAGGCUUGUCAGUUCUUGGUGUAUUUAUCAUUGCAACUCCAGAACUGUCAAAAGAUAGUCAAAAUGCUCUGCGCAGGCUAAUCUUCUCAGUGGAGAAGUCCUUGACGAAAAGAAGGCUCUGGAAACCCUCUGAGGAGGAGGUCUCAGACAGAGCAGCUCUUCAAAUUUGUUCUGCUACUAAAAAAGUAGUUUGCCGAACCUAUGAUGUGCAAGACCCAAAGAGUUCAGCCAAACCAGCAGAUUGGAAAUACCAGAGCGCUCUGUCUGCAUCCUGGUUGGCUUUGGGCUGCACAGUAAACGUCAAUAUUCACAUUCCACUUCUUGCUACUUCGCCCAACCACGACUUGGAGAAGAACACCAAGAACGGAUUAAAUAGAUGGUCCAAACAAAUUGAAGACAGUGUUUUUCUGAUCAAUGGACAAGUUAAAGAUGAAGAUACAGAGCUACUGGAAGGGCAGAAAAAGUCAAAAGGAAGUAUUCAAUCCAGCACUCAGUUUUCUGAUGUCAAAGUUCUGACACAGCUGUCCCAGGGUUCAAGUCGUAGAUCAACAGCUACAGUCCAGGUCUGCAGUGGUUCCAUAAAUCUCAAAGGUGCUGUGAAAUGCAGAGCCUACGUACAUAACAACAAGCCAAAAGUUAAAGAAGCCAUUCAGGCUUUGAAGAGAGACAUAAUAAACACGUUGAGUGAUCGGUGUGAAAUACUGUUUGAAGAUCUGAUUAUAAAUGAAGGACCUCAAAAAAAAAAUUUUAAGAGGCAAUAUCAUGUCUUACCUCAAAGACUGUUUGUCCCCGUGGCUGGAUCCAGCGUGAUGCUCAGCGAUUAUAAGUUCGGUGAUGAGGCCGCUGGAGAAAUUCAGGAACGUUUUGUUGAGAUGUUGGAUCAAGCUGUGCAGGCUGAAGAUAUCCACGUCGCAGAGGAGAUGAGCACAGUUGAUAUUUGUCCCAUUGCUGACAACGCGGAUGAUGCACAACAGAAACAAGUGACAAAAGCAACGUUGCUGUUGAAACUUCAACAAAAUAUGGGUGUGGUCAUCGCCGCUGCUGUUGCAGUCUUGGCAUCGAUCUUCUCCUUCAAUUACUUCAGUGAUUAAACUCAAGCAACUGGAGCUUCAUGGAAGUAUUGGCCAGUUACGAGAUGGAAUCAUCGGGGUUUAAUAUCUUAGUAAUUAAGAAUUGUUGCCUAAAUAUCACCAGUUAGAUGUGCAAUAUAAAUUGUAAUGAUAGGUUCAGGUACCUUGUUCCAGCAUGCACUUAAUGUAUCAAGUAGAAUCAUGCAGUUCCAAUAUCAUGUAUUGUAGAAACUGAAUCAAGCUUACAAGAAAAUAACCCUGUCACUCUGUAUAAAUGAAUGAUAGUAUAAUUUUCUAGAAAAAUCCCUUAAACGAAUAUACAACCUUCAUUUUCUUCUAACUUGCUGUUUUAAUGCAAAAGGCUGCUACUGGUAUUUUUCAGGCUAUUGGUAAGAGUGGCAGAGUCACCUGGUAAGACAAUUCUUGCUUUAAGGGUUCCUUUGCUAAGAGAAAUUCCAUCUCAUUCAAGUUAAUUGGGGAACAAUUAGAUCUAUUUAAUGCAACAUUUCACCAUAUGCAUUAGUUUAGGUAAUGUUCGUUAACUAGAAUAGUAGGUAUGCAAAUAGUUUUUAGUAAUUUAAAGACUAGACCAAUUCAGCAUGUAAAUACCUUACUUCAAGACAUGGAGAAUUCAGAAAUCAAUAAAAUACAUAGAAAUUUUGAGAUGUGUAUAUGCUGCUGUUAACUCAGAGAACUUCUCGGUCCAGCUCUGACUCCUGUCAUCAUUCUCUUGGAAUAUUAACUACUUCAGCAAGAGCUACCUCUAUGCAGUCCUUGUGGAUUAUCUUGUAGAUCAAUGCAAGUUGUUAAAAAUGGUUGCUAAUCAGGAUUUUUAGACUCUAAACAGAUAACUUUCCGAUUAGGGCUCGACAAAGACCAACAAGGCAUGAUAGAGCCCGACAAAACCCAACAGGGCCUGACAGAGCCCAAUAGGACUUGACAAAGCCCAACAGAGCCUGACAGGGCUCAAUGAAGACUGACAAAGCCUGACAGAGCCUAGCAGAGCCCAACAGAGCCUGAAUAAGCCCGACAGAGCCUGACAAAUUCAGACAGAGCCCAACAAAGACCAACAAGGCAUGACGGAGCCUGACAGAGCCUGACAAAACCCAACAGGGCCUGACAGAGCCCGACAAGGCCCAACAGGGACUGAAAAAGCCUGACAGAGCACGACAAGGCCUGACAGGGACCGAAAAAGCCUGACAGAGCACGACAGAGGCCAAGAGAGCUUGAUAAAGCCCAGUAGGGCUCAACAAGUCCUGACAGAACCCGACAAGACUCAACAAAGACUGACAAGGCAUGAUAGAGCCCAACAAAGCCUGACGGUUGCUGACAGGGCCCAACAGAGCCCAAUAAUGCCCAACAGGUCUCAGCCGAAACCAACAGUGCCCAACUAAUCCUGACAGGGCCUGAUAGAGCCCAACAGGACCCUAUGAAGCCUGACAGAGCCCAACAGGGCUCGACAAAGCCUUGCAAGAUCUGGAAGAGCCCUACAGAGCCCAUCAGAGUCCGAAAGAGCCCAAGAAAGCUUGACAGGGCCCAACAGAGCUUUCUCCUGGGUACUUUAGGCAAUAACAUUACUGUUUGCUUGCCACGAAAAGAGUGGAAGGAGGGAGGAAUUUUGAUAAGUUUAAAAAGGAUCAUUUGUAUAUAAAACGUGAUGUUUACUUGGAUCUAAACUACAAUAGGAUUCUGUAUUAUAGGGCAUUUUAGUUCCACUGCAAAUUUCUUUCUUGUAUAAAGGCACUGGAAUACUAAGAACAAAUAUAAGCACUUCAGCUCUAAAGCAUAAUCGAGGUUGUACUAGCACGCUUUUAAUAAAAGGCAACUAUGAGAACGAUGUCUUAAACACUA
This is a messenger RNA of Columba livia (rock pigeon), 3547 nucleotides long. It is a transcript of the gene ODR4, whose product is annotated as odr-4 GPCR localization factor homolog. Bases 377 to 1717 code for a protein of 446 amino acids. NCBI's taxonomy places the organism in Eukaryota, Metazoa, Chordata, Aves, Columbiformes, Columbidae. Gene Ontology annotation, biological process: intracellular protein localization. The record is from RefSeq and is a predicted model, not a curated record. Gene Ontology annotation, cellular component: endomembrane system. The transcript is spliced from 14 exons.